AUGAAGACUGCUUUUGUUUUUGCUUUUGUAGUAGUCUUUACUGUUGUUGGGUUUUGUCAGGCUGGUGAUUUGAGGAAGAACUUCUACAGGAACUCUUGCCCUGAAGCUGAGGCUAUUGUCAAAAAUAUCACCGAGAGACAUGCUGAAACCAACCUCAACUUACCUGCAAAGUUAUUAAGACUGCAUUUUCAUGACUGCUUUGUUAGGGGCUGCGAUGCCUCGGUUUUAAUAAAUUCAACAGCAAAUAGCACUGCAGAAAAAGAUGCAACUCCAAAUCUAAGUUUGGCAGGCUUUGAUGUUAUUGAUGAGAUUAAAACGGAGCUAGAGAACAAAUGUCCAAGUAAAGUAUCUUGUGCUGACAUUGUGGCCUUGGCUGCCAGGGACGCCGUCUCACUCCAGUUCAAAAAACCAAUGUGGGAAGUGCUUACUGGUAGAAGAGAUGGUAAUGUGUCACUUGCUUCAGAGGCCUUGGCUGAAAUUCCUACCCCAUUCUCCAACUUUUCCACCCUUCUUCAAAGUUUCAACAGCAAGCGUCUAACUGUUCACGAUCUAGUUGUCCUAUCAGGGGCACAUACCAUUGGAGUAGGCCACUGCAACCUGUUCAGCAACCGGCUAUACAACUUCACAGGAAAAGGAGACCAGGACCCUAACCUGAACUCAACAUACGCUGCUUUCUUAAAGACCAAGUGCCAAAGUCUUAGCGACAAUACAACCACAGUAGAGAUGGACCCUGGCAGCUCUCAGAACUUCGAUAGUUCUUACUUUGUUAUCCUUCAACAGAAAAAGGGUCUCUUCCAAUCUGAUGCAGCCCUUCUAACAAACAAAAAUUCGAACAAGAUUGUUGGAGAGUUGCUUAACUCAACUGAUUUUUUUAAAGAAUUUGGACAGUCAAUGAAAAGAAUGGGAGCAAUUGGGGUUCUUACUGGCUCGUCAGGGGAAAUCAGAAAGAAGUGCAGCAUGCAACUUAUUCUUAAUCUGCUUCGUCGUAUUGAUGGUGCCAUGGAGCCACCAUCUCUCACUCUUGUUGAGAAUGCUUCUAAUCCAGCUUAUGAUAUUUGGUAUCGUCAAGACCAGUUGGUUCUUAGAUAG
Dovyalis caffra is the source of this 1089-nucleotide messenger RNA. NCBI's taxonomy places the organism in Eukaryota, Viridiplantae, Streptophyta, Magnoliopsida, Malpighiales, Salicaceae. The record is from the annotation of a GenBank genome assembly.